This is a messenger RNA of Panicum virgatum (switchgrass), 3298 nucleotides long. RefSeq names its product protein PLASTID MOVEMENT IMPAIRED 1-like. The record is from RefSeq and is a predicted model, not a curated record. Lineage: Eukaryota; Viridiplantae; Streptophyta; Magnoliopsida; Poales; Poaceae. The transcript has 2 exons. Bases 548 to 3052 code for a protein of 834 amino acids.
AGGGUCCGUCGGGCCCGGUCGAUCGGCCCGGUCGGUCACAGGAAGCCCGGGCCGGCGAGAGAGUCCGUGGCCGUCAGACCAGGCACCAAAUCCUCGUGGCUUCAAUUCCAUCACCCGCUCGCCGUGCGCGCGCGUGACGUGCGGUGUGGCUGUGGCCACACCGACACCCUCUCGUCCCGUCGUCUUCGACCUCCGCCGCCGUGGAUAAAGCCGCAGCCAUCGGACGGCCGCGGAGGGGCAUGGCGCCUUCGCGAGCCGUCGAUCGGACCAACGACGCGGGGGCGGGCGCAGCCGGAGCCGUCGGAUUUCGAGAGUGAGUCCCCGGUCGGCGGGGCCGUGGACUAGUGGUGCGCUAGGUGGUUGGUAGGCUCUCCGUUUUCAACCCGCGUUCGCGCCAACACGGCAGCGCUAAAAGCUAUUGCUGGGGAGUGGGGAGGCCGCCAGGACGUAGGAGCUACUAGCUAGUUAGAUAGCGCGCGCCACGAGUUCCCCCGAGCAGACAGCGUACGUACAAGCGAGUGUGACCCACCGUGCGGGGUGCUCCCACAUGGCCGGAUCGGGCGGCGAGGUGGCUCCUCGCCCGGCGAGCUACGGCACCAGCCUCAGCGACUACCUCGACGGGCCGAGCGACCUCCACCGCCGCGCCGCGUCGCUGGCCAUCGUGCGCUCCGCCGCCGGGGCGCGGGACGACGGCCCGCGCAUCGUCGACGGACCGGGGCGGGACGAUCGCCGGACGCAGUCGUCCCGCCGCGCCUCCCUCUCGCUCUGGCGCUCUAGGGCCCCGGCCUCGGCCUCUGACUCUUGGAGCUCCGCGUCCGGCGCGGGGGGUGGCAAGGGUGGAGGAGCGGCGCCGGCGUCGGCGUGGCAGAGCUGGCGGCCGGUGCGCGCGCUGGCGCACCUCGGGAAGCGCCGCGCGGCGUGCCUGUUCUCGGUCGAGGCCGACGCCGUCCGCGGCCUGCCGGGCUCCAUGGAGGGGCUCCGCCUCGCCGUCACCGUGCGCAAGGCGGAGGCCCGGGACGGCUCGGCGGUGCAGACCGUCCCGUGCCGGGUGCGCGGCGGCGCUGCGGACCUGGACGAGACGCUCUUCGUCAGGUGCAACCUCUUCUUCACCGGCGGCGCGGGCACGGGGAAGCCGCUCAAGCUCGAGCCGCGGAGGUUCGUCGUAUCCGUCGUCGCCGUCGAGGCCCGGGGCGCGGCCAGCCUGCUCGGCGCGCACACCGUCGACGUCAGCUCUCUCGUGCUCGACUCCGUCGCCAGGGCCACCUCCGAGGGACGCCGCACCAGGUGGGUCGACAGGACGUUCGCGCUCUCCGGCAAAGCGGCCGGCGGGGAGCUGCUGCUCAAGCUGGGGUUUCAGCUCAUGGACGACGCGGGGCUCAGCCUCUACGCGCAAGCGGCGUCGGAGACCACGGCGGCGGACGUGUUCCCGGCACCCUCUCGCGCGAGGGCUCACAGCAAGAAUUCCUUCAGUAUUUCAAGCAGGCCCAAGCCCAAGCUUUCGCCGCCCGACGCUUCCAUCUCACCAUCCAUGAGGGCUUACAAGCAGCUUCUCGAAAGACUCCGCAUCGACGAGAAUGGAGAUCCUGUGACGUCUCGAAAGCCCGCCGGCGACGACGAGGUUUCCGCUUCCACCGCCGACGCCGGGGACAUGUGCAGUCUCCCGGAGUACGAGGUCGUGGACAAGGGCGUUGAAACGGUCAAAGAAGUCGUCCACUACCAGGCUCACCGCGACGUGCUGCGGGAGCUCGACUCCAUUGCCGAGCAGAUCGAGGCCAUCGAGGCGUUGAUGACCAACGGGAUGUCACCCAAGGCGGUGGAUCAGCAGCAGCAGCAGCAGCAACUGGAAGCAGAUGAAGAGAUGGUGACUGUGGAGUUCCUUAGGAAGCUUCAGGUGGAGAUUGACAAGAACAGCAGGCUCAGGCAGCCCGUGACGACGCCAAGAAGUCAGUCACCGUCGCCAAGGACGGCGGGGCCUCCGCUCGUGGUGCCGGAUUUGGGGCGGGCCAUCGGGCCUGCCGUGCAGACGCGUGACGGUGGGUUCCUGGUGUCUAUGAACCCGUUCGACUUGCCACUGGCGAGCAGGGAUGGGCCCCCGAAGCUCGCCAUGCAGGUGUCGAGGCCGUUCGUGCUGCCGAGUUCCCUGGCGACGACCGGGUUCGACGUCCUCCAAAAGAUGGCGGCGGCGGGCGGCGCCGACGAGGUGCGCGGCAGGCUGGCGUCGCUGGGCGGCAUGGAUGAUAUCACGGGGAAGACGCCCGAGCAGGUGGGUUUCGAGGGCAUCGCGGAGGCGGUCAUCGGCGGGCGGCGCACCGAUCAGGGCGCGACCUCGAGCGCGGCGCGAUCCGUGCAGGUCGUCCGGAAGCUCGCGACGGCCUUGUCCGUGGGCCGGAGCGAGCGCGUCGCCACGGGCAUCUGGAGUGCGGGCGACGACCCGGAGACGCUGGAGGAGGUGCUCGCCUUCUCCCUGCAGAAGCUGGAGGCCAUGGCCGUGGACGCGCUCGCGGUCCAGGCCGAGGUGGCCGACGAGGACGCGCCGUUCGAGGUGGCGGCGGCCGCGGGGGACGCGAGCGUGUUCGACGCGCUGGUGCCCUCGGACGAGUGGUCCGGCGGCGGCUCGGACGGGCGCGUCACGCUGGUGGCGGCCAUCCAGGUGCGCGACCCGUCGCGGCGGUACGAGGCGGUGGGCGCGCCGAUGGUCGCCGUCAUACAGUCGGCGAGGCUGCUGGGCGCGGCGGGGCACAGCGCCGGGAGGUUCAAGGUGCGGAGCCUGCACGUCGGCGGCGUGCAGGUGAGGCGGGCCCCGUCGGGUGCCGGCGGGAGCGCGGCGAGCUGGGGCGCGGAGAGGCAGAAGCUGACGGCGAUGCAGUGGAUGCUCGCGCACGGGCCGGCCCGCGUCGGAAGGAGGGCGGCGACGCCGACGGCGCAGGCGAGGGUGCAGCGGCCCGACGUCGUGUGGAGCCUCUCGUCGCGGGUGCUCGCCGGGAUGUGGCUCAAGACGGUGCGGAACCCGGACGUGAGGAUUGGCACCAGCAGCAACGGGGUUGCAGUCUGAAUCAAGAGUUCGCUACACGUGCAGAUGAGCGCAUCGAGCUAGAUUCCAUGAUGUAUGUCGCAGUUUCUAGUGGCAUAAUUACAUGUGAGAUCAGCGUUGUAGAAUUGUUAUUUUAAUUUUUUUUCGAAGAAAACGAAUAAUUGUCAGUUUGUGCGGUACGAUACAAUUUUAGUUCGUCUUCGUCAUGUCAAUGUAAGACAGUUCAUAUUUGCAUUGCUGUGCCUUGGAUCAAUCAGAACCUGAAAA